AUGGCUAAGCAAUUGGCUGAUGUACAGUUUCACGCCGCCGAGGACGAUGAUUUGGAAGAUAUUGACGUCAAUGUAGACCUGAUUGAAGAUGGAUUGUAUUUAGGUAACUUGGCCUGUGCAAGAGAUUACAAGAUGCUGGAGAAACUCCAGAUCACUCACAUCCUCACCAUAGAUGUGGUGCCAUUACCCAGGACAAUAUUGGAUCGUACCAAUCUUACCUUCCACUAUGUCAAGUUGGCGGAUGUACCGAAAGAGGAUCUUAUCAGCCAUCUGCCUGAAACAAAUGAGUUCAUAAAACAAGCUAUUGCUGAUGGAGGAGUAGUCUUAGUUCACUGCCACUAUGGAGUAUCCAGAUCAGCUGCAGUAGUCAUAGGAUAUAUAAUGGAGAAAUACGGACUAUGUUAUGAAGACGCAUUCAUACUAGUCAAGAGCAAGCGACGGUUCGUUGGACCAAAUGUUGGCUUCAUUGCCCAGCUGAAGCUGUUUGGUCAUAUGGGCUACGCACUCAAUAGGGAUGAUCCAAGAUUUAAACAGUUUCGGUUGAAGUUGGCGGGGCAGAAGUUGAAGCAAGUGAAGAUCCUGCCUCAGCUGUUCGCAGACCUAGUCAAGCCAGACCCAGGGUUAGUGAGGGAGAAACCGGACCCCAUUGUGUACCGCUGUAAGAAGUGUCGCCGAAUCGUUGCCAGCCAGUGCAACAUCAUACCACAUUUACCGAAAAGUGUUAAAGUUGAGCUGGCAAAGAAAGGUAUGCGACCUCCACCCAGCAAGUUAACAGGUCUGACUUGCGCAGAAAAUGGGGAGAUUCUCUUAGAGAAACUAAAGAGUUUAGCAGCACAGAUCAUGGACAUAAGUUGCGAUGAGUCGUGUGAGGACAGUCCUGGACAGAGUAACCAACAGUGUAGUGAUGAAGGCCCCAGUCAGGUUCUAGACGGCUACAGCGAAACGAACAUGGUGGACGGUCACAUAGCGGCGCGGGCGGAUCUGCCCGAGAUUUGUCGCCUCAUGUGGUUCGUGGAACCCAUGGCAUGGAUGCGUGACGUCACUCACCAGCACAGCGGAAAGCUCCACUGUCCCAAGUGCCUCAACAAGAUAGGCAGCUUUAGUUGGAUCAUGGGUUGCAAAUGCCCAUGCGGUCAGAAGGUGGCGCCCGCUUUCUACUUGGUGCCUUCCAAAGUGGAGUGGUCCAAUAUAGUGCAGAAUGUACAGAUUACAGUGUAA
This is a messenger RNA of Arctia plantaginis, 1218 nucleotides long. NCBI's taxonomy places the organism in Eukaryota, Metazoa, Arthropoda, Insecta, Lepidoptera, Erebidae. The record is from the annotation of a GenBank genome assembly.